CAACAACCAAUGUGAUGAGUGGUGAAUGACAAAUUGUUUAGUAUUGUUGUGAUCGGUCAAGUUAGGAAGCCGUAGAAAUAAUAAUAAACAUUUAAACGUUGUAAGACGCUAUAUUUUCGAUAGUGUGAAUUUCUGUGGUGAUGGUGAAAACAUUGUUUGCGAAAAUAAAAUGUCGACACGGAAAAUUGCUCAUUGGUAAAUUCUUUCAGACGGUUUUCAUAAUAUAUUUUCUUGUUAAAAGUGGUUUUAAUAAUCUCAAAUAAUAUGGAUGGUGGCGAGCAAGAGCAGAAUUUCCGUUUGGGACCACUAUCACCACAAGAAGUGAAACCAGACAUUUCUAUAUUGAAUGAAAACAAUACUAGUGGAUACUCACCAAAAUCAGCAAGUCCUGUUUCUUUUGGGAAUAUUGGUUUGCAAUCAAUGAGUAUGACAAAUGCUGCAUCAGUUGCAGCUUCGACAACGGGCCACAAUCCUAACCAGAUGCAACUUGGGGCACAACAACAACAACAGCAAUAUCCCCCAAAUCACCCAUUAAGUGGAUCUAAACAUUUGUGUUCAAUUUGUGGUGAUAGGGCAAGUGGAAAGCACUAUGGGGUUUACAGCUGUGAAGGAUGUAAAGGUUUUUUUAAACGUACCGUAAGGAAGGAUUUGACGUACGCUUGUCGUGAAGAUAGAAACUGCAUCAUCGAUAAGAGACAACGUAAUCGUUGUCAAUAUUGCCGGUAUCAGAAAUGUCUUGCGUGUGGAAUGAAGCGUGAAGCAGUUCAAGAAGAAAGACAACGUGGCACACGGUCACAAAAUGUACGUUCAAGUGAUGAUUUCAAUCCCAGUAGUUCUGUCCGUGAUUUAACAAUAGAACGUAUAAUAGAAGCAGAACAAAAAAGUGAACAACUUAGUGGAGAUAAUGCUAUACCAUUCCUUCGGGUUGGACCAAAUUCUAUGGUACAGCCAGAAUAUAAAGGAGCUGUUUCACAUCUUUGUCAAAUGGUGAAUAAACAACUCUUUCAAAUGGUUGAGUAUGCACGGAAAAUGCCACAUUUUGCAGAAUUGCAACGUGAUGACCAGGUGCUUUUACUCAAAGCCGGAUGGAAUGAGUUACUCAUAGCAAAUGUGGCCUGGUGUAGUAUGGAUUCAUUGGACUCAGAUUAUGCAACAUCAGGAGGUCAUGAUACUUCGUUCGGUCGUCGUUCUCCCAUACGUCAACCCCAACAAAUCUUUCUUAAUCACAAUUUUUCCUAUCAUCGUAAUAGCGCAAUAAAAGCUGGUGUGGCAACUAUAUUUGAUAGAAUAUUAUCAGAACUUAGCCUAAAAAUGAAACGGCUGAACAUUGAUCGACAAGAGCUUUCGUGCUUAAAAGCUAUUAUUCUCUUUAAUCCUGACAUUCGUGGUUUAAAAGGAAGGAAUGAUGUUGAAGUUUGUAGAGAACAAGUUUAUGCUUGCCUUGAUGAACACUGUCGCACAGAACAUACUGGAGAUGAUAGUCGAUUUGCACAGCUUUUGCUCCGGUUGCCUGCUCUACGAUCCAUUAGCCUUAAGUGUCUGGAUCAUUUGUUUUUCUUUAGAAUUAUGGGUGACAAACCCUUAGAUCAACUUUUUUAUGAACAGCUUGACGCACAAAUGUGUUAGGUAAUGAAAAAUUAAUUUAUUAAUUAAAGUGCUUGAUAAUUUUUUCCAUGGAAUGUUAAACUAUUUUCUAACUGAUAGAUGUGAUUGUUAUCAUCUAAUGAAAUUUAACUAGCUAUUUACUUCUUCAAAUAUUUGUUUUAUUUAAACAGGUUUAUUUUUAGUAUAACUGUAAACAAUUUUUGACAAUUAACUGUAUUAUUAUAAAUUGAAUAAAUGUCUCGUAAAAUGUUUAAAUUCGUUAAUAAUUGCAAGGAGAUUUGUAUAUAGUAUUAAAGUAUAUUGUCAUACUAAAUUUAAAUCUGUCUAGUACUGCAACAUCCUACAUAUGCCCUACCUUGAGUAUAUAGUUAAGAGUAUCUGAGUUUAUAUCUUUAUUUUUACUAAUAUUUUGAACAGAGUUUAAACCACUUGUUAUAUUUAAAAAGUUAGUUUUUUAUGUUUUCAUUUAUUAUGGAUAUUUUAUAUGUUUUUUAUGUAUUUCUUUGCAUAUUUUAUAUAUAAGGUAGCACUAUCUUAAAUUCAUAAGUGAUGAUAAAAUAAAUAUUACUAAAAAUAUAGUGGAGCUCACACCCUAUGUUUGAUAUUUAAGAAAUAUUUUCUGUGGAUUAUACCAAGACUCAAGUAUUGUGAUUUUAUAGCGAAAUGUUAAAAAAAAGUUGCGACUGUUGUUGGGAAACCACAGAUUUUGUCACAUAAGCACAAUUUUGCAAGAUUGUCAUACUAGCUGCGCAGAACAGAUUUUCAUUGAGAAAAAUUAGAAUACUAAAACUUUUUAAUAUUCAAAACACUAUGAUACCCAUUUAAAUUUAGUACACUCAAGAUAUUAAGCGUAUGUUUCACUAUUUUAAGGUAAUGUCAUCGAUUACAAAUUCAACUUUAAUUUGUACAUUCUUGCAAAAUGUUGCACAGAGUAUAAUAGUUUAGUUCACAUAACGGUUGCUUCUAACAUCUAAAACUAAAAUAGCUACAUAUAUAUAGAAUUGUGUAUGUAUAUAUAAGGUCAGAAUGACGAGGCGAGUUGAAAUCGCAUUGACUGUCCAUCCAUCUGUGCAAGCGAUAACUUGAGUAAACAUUGAGCUAACCAUCGAAUAUUAGAACAUCAGUGCAAUAUGGCAAAUUGUUUUUAUCAAAAUAUCGGUAAAUCGAGUAAUUAUUUACUUCAGCUUCCGUUAAUAUUAGAAUUUUCGAAUUUCUGGUAUGUUUAUACUCUCGCAACAUGUUGCACAGAGUAUUAUAGUUUUGUUCACAUAACGGUUGUUUGUGUCACCCAGAAAUAAAAGAGUUAGAUAUGGGGUUAUAUAUAUAUAAAUGAUCAGGAUGACGAGUGGAGUUGAAAUCCGGAUUUCUGUCCGUCUGCCCGUGCAAGCGAUAACUUGAGUAAAAAUUAAGAUAUCUUAAUGAAACUUGAAACACAUAUUCCUUGGGACCCUGAGGAGGUUGCUUUCGAAAAUGCGCAAAAUCGGUCCACUUCCGCGCCCACCAAAUGGCGAAAACCGAAAACCUAUACAGUGUCAUAACUAAGCCAUAAAUAAAGUUAUGAAAAUAAAAUUUGGCAUUAGAGAGGGGCACAUUGUAUGUAAUUAGGUUUUUGUAUAUAUCUUGCAAACCAAAAAAACUGUAUAAACCAACCUUUCUGCAGUCGUUUCUUUUAGUAAUUUCCUUAUAGAGUCCAAAAAUGAAAGAAAUCGGUUAAUAACUACGCCCACCACCUCCCAUACAUAGGUUAUGUUGAAAAUUACUAAAAGUGCGUUAACUCACUAACGGAAAUCGUCAGAAACACUAAAAUUUUACACAAAUACUGUAUUUGAGCUGUGACAUCACUUGUGGAAGAAUUGUCAAAAUCGGACCAUGACUUUUCAAGGCCCAAUCAAUAUAGGUAAAUAUCUAAGAUAUUUUAAUGCCAUUCAUUCCCUCGGAAGUUUUUUCUUUUCUUUUUGUCUUUUUGUUCUUUUUUUCAGUUUGUCUCUGUACCAAAAAUGGUUAAAAUCGGGUAAUAACUUCCCGUAGAUCCCAUAUACCUAAUUAUAGGUAAUAUGAAAUUAAGUGAGCGUAUAGUCUUCGAUAUAUUGUAUCUUGGUGGUGAAAACGAGUGAAAUCUGUUCAGGAAUUACCUCAGUCCCCAUAUACUAUUUAUGAUGAUUUUCGUUAUUCUAUUGAACUUUAUGCCGUAUAUAUGGGUUGAAUAGUGUUAUCUUUAUAAAAUUACAUCAAUAUAUUGUGAGAGUAUAAAAUGUUCGGUUGCACCCGAACUUAGCCUUUCCUUACUUGUUUUUAAUAUUUUUUUCAUUUAUAUGGACAUGGACAUAGUGUAGCUUGGUGACAAAAAUGAGGAAAAUCGGGCCAUGAAUUACCCAAGAACCUGUUUACUAUAUUAAUGAUGUUCGUUAUUUUAGUGGACUUUAUGCUGAAUAUACGGGUCAAAAUUUGUGUUAUCUUCAUAAAAUUACAUAAAUAAAUUGCGAAAGUAUAAAAUGUUCAGGUCCACUCGAACUUAUCCUUUACUUUCUUGUUUAAUUGGAAUUUUUAAAGCAGCAAAAGCAGUAUCGGCAAUCCUAAUAACAAAUUUAGAAUUCAGUUCCCAGUGAAAGUUUGGUUUAUACAGUUUUUUUGGUUUGCAAGAUAUAUACAAAAACCUAAUUACAUACAAAUGUGCCCCUCCCUAAUGCGAUACUAUGUUCCAAAUUUUAUUUUCAUAACUUUAUUUAUGGCUUAGUUAUGACACUGUAUAAGCUUUUUUUGUGAAUUAAAAAAAUAAAAAUAUUUUCCAAAAUUUGAUCGAAAACAAUACAAAUUUAAAUGGUCAUAGCCUUGCAUUUUCUUAAAUGCUACACAAAUUAGUGCACGGAUGCUUUUAAAUGUAUACAUUCGUAAGUGACUUUUUUAAAUAAAACAUUUUGUGUUUAUAAAUAAAAACUGCAUAUUCAAAUCAUAUCAGGACUAACUCAGUGCGAGUGAAACGAGUGGGUGGUAAUGUUAUGAAACAGUUUACCUAAAAAUAAAUGUGCUGCACAGAGAAAUAUUUCACUUUUGAGUCGUUUUAAAGAAAAUGAAAAGUGUAUUGCUAAUAAGCUAAGUAGAUUUAUUCAUAUAUGUACAUUUGUACAUACAUAUCUACAUAUAUAUGUAUGUGUGUCGUAGGAAUUACUGUUUUUUAUUGAGAGCAUUCAAUCUCUGCAGCGUGGCAAAGCUUUCAAUAAGAAACAUUUGUAGGACUGAGAGAAACGGUAACAGUUGUAAUUUUUUUAUUUAUUCAAUUUUGAUUACGUGCUGUUUUCAGAAAAAACCACUAACAACAAUGCAAAAAGUGUCAAAAUUGCAUAUCUACUUUUAUGAUAUAAGCAUACAAACAUACGAACAUGUUUAUAGCUGUUUCUACUUAAACAUUUGAGUUGAGUUUUAUGUAUGGAAGUAUGUAUGUACAUACAUUUUCAAUCAUACGUAUGAACAUUUCUGCAGAUAUGCAUAAGUACUUGAUUGUCAAGUCUCUCCUGUACUUCUUAAUUUCCCUUAAAAGAGAGACUGGGCUGUAACGUGCGAUCUCCUGCACUUGCCUAACGAGUCGCCCAGUGGUCAGAGUCAUGUUAUGGUAUCAACAAGUAAAUGUAUGUACAUAUGUGCAUGGUUAAACGCUUUUACAUAUACAAACGUACAUAUGUAUAUCUGCAAAGGUACAAAUAGUGAAAUGUACAUUUUCAUCUUCCUACCACUGAAACAAUCUGGAGUUGGCAUUGCUCUUUAAUUUCUCCGUGAAUUGCGCCGCCCACCCACACAUUUUCGGCAUUUUAUAUCAUAUUUACAUGUGGGCACACUUGGGGCUAUGUGUUUAGGUAUGUACAUACGACUUAUGCGAAAACAAAAAUCAUCUACAUACUUCAGUACAAUCUUGUUUAAAACACUUCAUAUUCUCACAUGUACGAGUCUUUUACUCGUUAUACCGUUUGUUUACUUGGGGAAUAAGCAUACAAAGAUAUGCACCUUCCUACAUACAUACAUACAUACAUACAAAUAUAUAUAUGUAUUUACAUUCGUGGAUAAAACUGUAUGAACGAGUAUAAUUGAGCAUCGGUAAGAUUGCGGUGCGGCUGCAGCGCGUUUUUCAUUGCUUUGGGGCGCAGUUUGUCCAAACGCAGAUCAUUGGCGCAACAUUAGUUUUGAGUUGGCUACCAACGCGAGCGGGUCAUUCUCUUUUCAAGCGAAACAUCUAAUAUUAAGCAUACCCCGAACGAAUUAAAGUACUUUAAGAACGCCCACCUUACACCCUUCUAAGUUUCAACCUUAAAUAAUUAAAUUUACAUGAUUUUGCUAAUUGGAACAAAUCAACAAUUUUAGAAACGAAAUACAAAUAUUAAACAAAAA
This is a messenger RNA of Zeugodacus cucurbitae (melon fly), 5982 nucleotides long. It is a transcript of the gene usp, whose product is annotated as protein ultraspiracle. Gene Ontology annotation, biological process: positive regulation of transcription by RNA polymerase II; cellular response to ecdysone; cell differentiation. Bases 265 to 1626 code for a protein of 453 amino acids. NCBI's taxonomy places the organism in Eukaryota, Metazoa, Arthropoda, Insecta, Diptera, Tephritidae. The record is from RefSeq and is a predicted model, not a curated record. The transcript has 3 exons. Gene Ontology annotation, cellular component: nucleus; activator ecdysone receptor complex. Gene Ontology annotation, molecular function: nuclear steroid receptor activity; zinc ion binding; RNA polymerase II cis-regulatory region sequence-specific DNA binding.